AUAGAAGGAGGUGGGUGUGACUCGGGGGCAGGUACUUUUUAAGCUAGCUGCUCUGCGGCAGCCCCUCUUCAGCUCCUGCAGUUGGUACGGUCGGAGGGGGACGCAGAAUGGCGGCUGUGUCUCGACGUUGGAAUAGAAUGCUGUUGCAAACAGUACGACGUAGUGCGACCCGCCGCGUGCUGCUCGGGUUCGCUCCCGGCUGCUGCCGCUGGGCCGUCGGAGGGAAACGCUAUCUGCUUACAGAUGAUGUUGUGAAACUGCAAGAAUUCCAGCAAGUGAAGGUAGCGGUUUCUUCUCGAUUUCAUGGCAAAAAAGAAACCUAUUUUAAAGACAUGGAAGAAAAGAUGAAGAAAAAGGUUCUCAUCUUAAAGGAGGAACUGAAAACCCUGCUCCAUUUAUGUGAGACCCAAGAUGACAUGGAGCUAACAAGAAGUGCUAUUUACAGGUACCAUGCUGAAAACAGAAAUGUCUGCUUUGGGGAAUUUAAGUUUGGACCCCUUUUUAUAAGGCUUUGCUAUGAGCUGGACCUAGAACAGUCUGCAAUGGAACUCAUCAAAGACCAGCAUUUGCAUGGUUUCUUUUCAGACUGCACAUCGUUCAAUAUCCUGAUGAAUAUGUUAUUUAUCAAAGGCAAUUAUGAAGGUGCCUUGGAGGUUUUAAUAGAAAUGAAAAACCAAGGGGUAAGGUUCAAUACAGACACCUACAUCCUUGCUUUUGCAAUUUGCUACAAACUGAACACUGCCGAUUCUUUCAACAUCUGUAUGACUUUACUGGAUGAAGCGCUAUUCAAAGAAGCUGUAACAAGGCGAGCCUAUGGUUUUGCCAUAGCAUUAGCUUUGAAACAGAACCAGGUGGCAAAGGCAAGAUCCAUUUAUUCUCACAUCCUGAACCCAAACAGCAAAGCAUGCAAUAAUUUAAAUAUCCUUAUCCAUGCCCACUCAGGCAUGUUGGAAGGAGCCCUGCAGAUACUGGAGGCAUCUGCCGAAAAAAACCCCUUCAGCUUUGUGAAGAAGGAACAGUUCUCAGAGGAAGUGCUGACCACAGUGAAGGAGAAAUUAGAGGGACAGCCAGCUCUCCAGGCCAGAUUCAGAGAGAUCUGGGACAAGCUCCGGGCAUCUGGCCAGGUCGUCACCCAGACUAUCGAUGCCAUGCUCUGUGUCGUCCCUCAGAGCAGGAAACUCCACAUUCUCUCAUUUAACAAGAGGCAGACGAGCCGCCGGACUUUACAGCCACUCAGUUCAUCUCUGACAGCGGAGUAGCCCUGGAUUUGACCUGAAUGUGUCAUUCUGAGCAGCUGAGAAAUUGGUUUGAAGGAAAUUAGGCUGAACAUUUUUGUCCCCUCCACAGAUUUCUGACACUCAUUGACAGCUGACAUUCCAAACUGAGAGGUCAGUAUUCUGGACUAAUGUGGACAACAUUAACCCAAACAACCAGAAAUCUUGAUUUUUUUUUUUGAACAUUAGGAAUUGGCUGUGUAUAGUGAUAGGUGUGCUCCUGAGACAGUUGUAGUGGUUUCUCAGUCCUGUUGCCUGGGCCCUAGUUCACAGUGGCAGAGAGAAAUAGCAGAGGAGGACUUCAGGUCUGGAUAUAGACUUAACCAUCUUCAAAUAACCCUUCCUUCCAAAGAUACUUGUUACAUCCUUGGAAACUCUUGUGGAUUUCAGCAAGUUUGCUGUGUUGCCUUGAAAACAGUGAUCUUUCCUUCUUAUUUCUUUGAAUGCUUUAAUUUUGUUUUUAAUAUCUAAUGCUCCAAAGCAUAAAUGCUGAGAAAGUCCCUAAUAAAAUAUAGUAACCAUCAUUUGCUAGCGGCAGGGUUACCUGGAAGAUAUAACACAGCGUGGAACUGAGAAUAAGGAGCCCAGGAUUUUGUCCUGGCUUCUGCCACUGCCUAAUUUCUGUGACCCUAAUUAAUGGCUCAGUCCUGAAGUUUCUCCAUCUGUAAAAUGACAGUGCUUAUGCCAGCAUAUCCUCGCAUCCAAAUUCGAGAAUUUCAGACAAUGCAUAGGAAGGUAAGAGACUAAUAAAAGCAAUGCAUAGAAAAACCCAAAUACUUUGUUUUCUUCUGAUAUAUGUCUCGUACCCCUCUCUCCAAUCUCCAUGAGGCAGACAGACUCAAGCUUCAUCUUUCUGAACUAUUAAAUAUGCCAGCUUUAAAUUAUUA
Phascolarctos cinereus (koala) is the source of this 2161-nucleotide messenger RNA. RefSeq names its product pentatricopeptide repeat domain 2 (gene PTCD2). Lineage: Eukaryota; Metazoa; Chordata; Mammalia; Diprotodontia; Phascolarctidae. Gene Ontology annotation, molecular function: RNA binding; protein binding. Gene Ontology annotation, biological process: multicellular organism development; mitochondrion organization; regulation of mRNA processing. Gene Ontology annotation, cellular component: mitochondrion. The record is from RefSeq and is a predicted model, not a curated record.